This is a messenger RNA of Dicentrarchus labrax (European seabass), 3607 nucleotides long. RefSeq names its product TBC1 domain family, member 17 (gene tbc1d17). NCBI's taxonomy places the organism in Eukaryota, Metazoa, Chordata, Actinopteri, Moronidae. The transcript is spliced from 18 exons. Gene Ontology annotation, molecular function: GTPase activator activity. The record is from RefSeq and is a predicted model, not a curated record. Gene Ontology annotation, biological process: activation of GTPase activity. Bases 37 to 1959 code for a protein of 640 amino acids.
CUUUCCGUGAGCAGGAAGUAUGACGUAACAUUUAUUAUGGAAAAACGAAGUGGAAACAGAGGUGGCGGAACAAUGGAGCAAAACGUUGAAGAUUACAAGCUGAUAUUUGAGAAGGAGGGAGUGUACCUUCACACAAAUGCCAAGAGGAGUAACCAGGACACAACAAUCCCAGGGUUUAUCCGGAUCGUGGAGCGGGCCGGGGUGCCAGCUUUAGAGUGGAGCCCACUUGAAGAUGAGGGCCGCACUGCCCCCGCUGUGCUCUACACCAAAAAGGAUGGAGAAGGAGGGGAGGAGGACACAAACUUCGACCCUGGUUAUGAGCCAGACUGGGCAGUUAUCAGCACAGUAAAGAAAGAUCGAGAACACGUCCCAGUCAGAGAUUCAGGUCAGUGGUCGUUCUCUCUGCCUCUCUCGGAGUUAUACUCUCUCCGGAGGGCUCGCUUCUCCUUGGGUCGAAACUUCCUGGUGUUUACUAGUAGAGGAGGCCACCCGCUGCCUCCUCUGCACUUCCACCGAGGAGGAACCAGAGAGCUGCUUAGGGCCAUGCACCGUUACAUCAUCCUGGACCAGUCACCGGUUGACGGGCGGCUCUUCCUUGCCUACCCUCAUGACUCAGGUGCUCUCUCUCAGUCCUUUGAUAAGCUGCAGCUCCUCGAUGACGGAGGCUCAGAUCUUGUUUCGAGAUUUAUCCAGGACCCAUAUGCCACCACGUUUGGUGGAUUCUCCAAAGUCACCAAUUUCUUCAAGGCAGCCCUCCGACCUCCAGAUUCCUCCGUCUACUCGCGUACUGCUCAGGAUCCCAGUUUCCCCCUCCAGCCCGAUGAAGAGCCCGGCUUCGAACUCAUCACAUGUGGGGUAGAACUCGGUCCCAGACCAGACGUCACCAGGGGACAACCUAUGGACAAAUGGGAGGAGUUUCUGGACCCACAGGGGCGAGUGAAGAACCCAGAGAGGAUCAAAGAGCUUGUCUUCAGAGGGGGCAUCACACCUAACUUGAGGAAGGAGGUUUGGAAGUUCCUCCUGGGCUUUUAUCCAUGGAACAGCACUACCAAGGAAAGGGAGGACAUUCUGCGGGUCAAAACGGAUGAGUACUUCAGAAUGAAGGUGCAGUGGAAGUCAGUCAGCGAAGAGCAGGAGAUGAGGAACUCUCUCCUCAGAGGAUACAGAAGCCUGAUAGAGAGAGAUGUCAGCAGGACAGACCGACACAAUACGUUCUUCUCUGGGAACGACAAUCCAGGCCUGACUCUGCUUCAUGACGUGCUGAUGACAUACUGCAUGUACAACUUUGAUCUUGGUUAUGUCCAGGGGAUGAGUGAUCUCCUUUCUCCUCUCCUGUUUGUCACCCAGAAUGAGGUGGAGUCCUUCUGGUGUCUGACAGGCUUCAUGGAGCUGGUGCACCAGAACUUUGAAGAGUCUCAGGAGGCCAUGAAGCAGCAGCUCCUCCAGCUCAGUGUCCUGCUGAAGGCUCUGGACCCGGAGCUGUGUGACUUCCUGGAUUCUCAGGACAGCGGCUCGCUUUGCUUCUGUUUCCGCUGGCUGCUCAUCUGGUUCAAGAGAGAGUUUUCCUUUGAGGACAUCCUCAUCUUGUGGGAGGUCCUCUGGACUCGUCUUCCGUGUGACAACUUCCACCUGCUGAUCGCCUGUUCAAUCCUGCAGUCCCAGAGAGGAGAGCUGAUUGGCUCAGACCACGACUUCAACACUAUUCUGAAGCACAUCAAUGAGCUGACGAUGAAGUUGGACCUGCAGAGUGUUCUGCGUGGAGCAGAAGCCAUCUACCUACAGCUGAUUCAGUGCAAGGAGCUUCCCCUCAAAGUGCAGCAGGUUCUGGGUCUCUACAUCCCCUCCAGCUCUGAGGAGGACAGCCCAGACUCGCAGGCCAGCGAGACACAGCGCCUCCUCAGCGAAUCCCAGGCAGGAGCUGCUUCAUCUAAUUCAGCAUGCGGUCCCACCUCUCCUUGAACCUGCAGGCCAGCUGAUGGACUGACAGUCAUCGAGAAAUGUGUCUGUGUGAGGUGAAUGGCUGAGGGGAAAAUAGGACCUCUGUUCUCCACUGUCCCGGGAAAUGAGCUGGAAAAUGAGGGGCGGGGAACCACACCCCCUUCUCAGGACCCGCUGCACUCCUCUUUUGGCUCGUCGCUGUUUCUGUCACCCUCGAUCCAUGUUGUUUGAAUACAGCUGCGAUGUAUGAAUUUAGCAGGGUGCUUAAACAGGCCGACGAUCUGUCACUCUGCCCCUCCCCUCCCUCCGUCCACCCCAGCCUGACCUCACUUGACUGGCAGAGCCAAACUUACUCAGUCCUUCAUUCAAACUCAAUCUGCUUUCAGCCCCUCUCAAAGCCUGUUUUAUAGGCGAAGGCCUUGUCGACAGCUUUAAACCCCAUAUUCUCUCACUAAUGCUACAAUCGACUAAGUGUUAGAGGAUUAUGGCCUCUUCAUGUUGUCAUUAUACUGAGUGACUUUGAAAAGCUGUUAUCUGCAGUAGAUGAUGUGGUUGAAGCUUCAUGCUUGAGAUUUGAGCCUUGGGUUUGUUUUUUAAAAACCAGUUCUAUGGCAUCAGCAAAAUGUACUUAAAGUGUCAAAAGUAAAAGUGCUCAUAGUGCAGUAAAAUGGUUUUUGGAUUAAUGCUACUGCUGUAAGGUUGAGCUAAUUUUAACUACUUUAUAUACUGUUGGGUAGUCUACAGCAAUACAUCAUAAUUUAUAAGAUUGUUGUUUAUUUGUAGUGUCACUUUAAAUAGUCUAUUUAGUUGAAGAAGUAAGAGGAUUUUCUCAACCCAUGAAUGAACACUUCAGUUUAUCAGAAACAUUCAGAAUCACUACAUUUGGAUAUACAUAGUUUUCACUGGACAGGGAGGGUAUAAAUUGUAAUCUGAAAAUUAACUAAAGCUGUCAGAUGAAAUGCAGGGGAGUAGAAAGUACAAAGUAGCAUAAAAUGGAAAUACUCAAGUAAAGUAGUAGUACCUAAAAUUUGUACUUAAUAAGAGUACUUAAAAGUAAAUGUACUUUGUUAAAUUCCAUCACUGUAUGGUUUGGUGAUUUUACCUGUUUCAUUAUUAUUCUGCCAGUUUUAUACACUAGUUGAUGCUCUUGUUUAAUAGUCUUUUAUUUUAAGUUUAAUUGAAACACUAUUUAAAUUAUGCAGAUGAGUAUAAAUUAGAUAAACUGUCUCUACAUAUUUUUUACCUGCAGAAGAGAGUCCCACCUUAUCGGGUUGACUCAAGACUUUAUAAAAUUAUUUUAAAGGUGAAACAUUGUGUUGCUGUGUUGAUAAAGGUAGACUGUAAGACACAGUCUGGUCACAGGGGUCACAGGGUAAACAUUAUUGCCACUAAUAUCUGCCUCUACAUUGAUGGUUUAGACUCUCCAGAGCCAGCUGCAAUAAAUUUAAAACAUAAUUUUUUAAUAGAACUGGAAUUACCAAGAAGAUAAUCCCAGUCUUAUUGUCCUAUUUUCUGGUUUAACUUGUUUUAAUUUGUUUUAACUUACUUUAUUCUGUAUUUAUUGUUAUUGUGUGCUACUCUUUCUAAAUCAUAUUUAUGAAUUAACCUAUGAUGUUUCUCUUAACUGUAUUCCACUUGUUUUGGACAGUAAAGUUAACAUCUGCUCUGA